This is a messenger RNA of Erigeron canadensis, 704 nucleotides long. Its product is annotated as DNA-directed RNA polymerases II, IV and V subunit 9A. The coding region runs from base 154 to 498 and encodes 114 amino acids. Gene Ontology annotation, molecular function: zinc ion binding; nucleic acid binding; DNA-directed RNA polymerase activity. The record is from RefSeq and is a predicted model, not a curated record. Gene Ontology annotation, cellular component: RNA polymerase II, core complex. The transcript is spliced from 4 exons. NCBI's taxonomy places the organism in Eukaryota, Viridiplantae, Streptophyta, Magnoliopsida, Asterales, Asteraceae. Gene Ontology annotation, biological process: transcription initiation at RNA polymerase II promoter; transcription-coupled nucleotide-excision repair; maintenance of transcriptional fidelity during transcription elongation by RNA polymerase II.
AAAGUCCCCCAAUUUCUUUGGUGCCGCUAGAGACAUACUCCAUAUAAUUUUAAAUAAAAGCUUUCACAAACUUGAAGCAUCAGGUGCGGCUUCAGACAAAUAUUAUCCAACACCAAGAAAAAGUAGAAAGCUUUCGUACAACUUUUUGCCAAGAUGAGUACCAUGAAGUUUUGUCGUGAAUGCAAUAACAUUUUGUAUCCAAAAGAAGAUAAAGAUCAGAAGAUCCUUCUUUAUGCUUGCAGAAACUGUGAUCAUCAGGAGGUUGCAGAUAACAACUGUGUAUACAGAAACGAAAUACACCAUGCUGUUGGGGAGCGAACUCAAGUUUUGCAGGAUGUGGCUGCGGAUCCCACUCUUCCGCGUACCAAAUCAGUUCGGUGCGCUCAAUGUGGUCAUGGAGAGGCUGUUUUCUUCCAGGCAACUGCUAGAGGGGAAGAAGGUAUGACAUUGUUCUUUGUUUGCUGCAACCCAAACUGUGGCCAUCGAUGGAGGGAUUAAGAGCUCACUCAUCUAAGUGAAAGAUGAAACUUCUUAUGGCUUUUUAGGACUAAACUUGUGACUGGUAACUGAAACCCGUGGAAAUGUGGAUUCUAAUGAGUGUAUUUCUUUUAACUGUCAUCUUGAAUGAUGAUUAGUAAUGUGAGUGUGGGUCACUUUAACUGUGAAAUCAGAUUUGAUAACAUGUGGUUUAUGAUUUGGUCGAA